ACCAUUGCUAUUCCCCAGAGUUAUGCAUUCCUUCAGAGAAACCUCAAGGUAAUACAUGAAAGCUGCAAUGGAGAAGUCGGCUACUCAAAUCAAAGAUGGCGGGCACCUAAAGACCGGGCAAGACAAAAGAUCUUUCAUCCUUGGAAUCGCCCUCCUCUUCAUCGCCGUCAUCUUCGGCAUUGUCGUCACAGUGGUCUUGGUCUUCGUACCUCAGGGGGACUCUGAGAUGAUGACCGAUGAGGUCGAGAUUAUUCCAGUCCCACCUGGUCCAGGUCCUGCUCGUUCACUGGAACUUCUCGGUUUGGGACCCAAACUAGGACCGACUGGACUAGCUAAGGUGUUGUACAACGAGACGCUUGAAUACGGGUCUGUGUUUCAGUAUGGUGCUGGGAAUAUACAGCUAGUAGUCAUCGGUGACCUUGAUAUUAUGAAGGACGCAUUCACUUUGACUGAUAGCUUCAAUACACGACGUAUGGUCGUCAAUGCUAUGCUCUCCCCGCUUCAGAAUGAAGGUUCCACAUUUCAAACCAGUGGUUCUCCGUGGCUAGAGAUCCGUCAAUUCACGGGUCAAACCAUCCUACAAAGCAACUACCUCCAGACCUACAUCCAACCACGUAUCGACCAAUCAGUCGACUCCCUUAUGACGUCAAUGACAGCCAGGCAGGGCUCUCCGUUCAAUCCCGAAUGGCUUCUUCGGGUCUUCUUCGUCGACGUCAAUCACCGGAUCUACUUCGAUCAAGGUCUUGUGUACGAUGACGACGAUGACCAGGCGUUCGUCAACGAUAUUUUUAGUUGUCAGAAGAUUGUGUUCGAGCCGAAUGCGACGAUGCCGGCGUCACCGGUUCUUCGUUCUCAGCUUCCCCUAUUCCUCAACCCUCUGCACCGAUUCGCGAACCACACCAAGCUUUUUGCCUCCGAAGCCCUGUCCUCAUCCCCUACACCCCCUACUGAUCACCCUGACCCUGAGAGUUUGGUGGUCAUGUAUGAACGGUUCAUCAGUGGUCUCAGGGCUGAUGGGAAGACGACGUGGAGUGAUCCCGAUGAUGGCUGGAGGUUAACGGUGGAUCUGUUAUUCACUGGACAUAGUAGUAUCCCACAGAUAGUACGCUGGAUGAGUCUGUAUCUAGCGGCUUAUGAUGACUAUCAACAGAGGAUUGUGCAGGAAAUAAACUCUCUGGGUAACUACACCGACAUCACCUACGAAGACCGGUUUCGUCUUCCUCUCACCGUCGCUUUCCUGACCGAGGUCGAUCGUAUUCAUCAUCACUCUCCGCUUGGUGUUCCUCGUUUCGUCACAGCAAACGAAACCGUCAAUGGCUUCCACGUCGGAGCAGGCACGACCGUUAUCUCCAACCUAUGGCAGAUUUCAAACGACCCUGCGGUCUGGGGUGAUCCUCACGUGUUUCGACCAGAGCGGUUUUUCCUGGAUGAAACCAGCUCAGACCAGUAUGAACUGGAUGCCGACAAGUUGCAACUCCACACUCCGUUCGGUGUCGGGCUACGUUCAUGUCCAGGAGAGAAGAUCGCUCGCAGGACCCUCUUCAAGACCAUGGUAGCCCUGGUCCAGGAGUUCCAGAUAGUCCUACCAGAGGGAAUAGAAGCAGACCUUGAUCAGACAGGGGACUUCGCAGAACCCUACGAUGUCAAAUAUGUAAAAAGGGUGUAAACUGACAGAAACAUUUUCGUUUUGGGGGGACAGGAGCUGUUCUGGGGUUUGAGACGCUCAACCUUGUCAGCCCCCCCCCCAAAAAAAAAAAAAGAAAGAUUUAAAAUGAAUUUUAUAUAAGUCAUGUACAAAAUGAAAACAAGGAUUUCUCUUGUCCCCACUAAUCAUUCCCAACAUAUGUAUUUAUAACACAAGUCUAAAACGGUGUACUAAAAUUAUUUUACUUCAUGAAUUCCACACCAGUGAAAAAAACCUACAUGCAUCUGUUAACUUUUGUGGUUGAUAGAAGCUUAAUGGGCUUGCAGGGAUUUGCACAUUGAAAAUCUCAAAACUGAAUACUUUCCUAACACAACUGAGUACUUUCCUAACAUAUGGUGGCAAAAUAUUAAUUUAAAGCAAAAUUACAGUCAUUUUUCUUUUUAAAUUUGAAUUUGGCUACUGGCAGUGUUUUAAACACGUUUGUUGUGUACAAAAUAAGGGUUUUAAACUUUGUCUCAGGUAAAAAACCAGAGAGUAUUUUGAUCUGAAAUUGCACAUACUACAUGUACAUGUACUGUUAUGAACUCAUCUUGUUGCGACAGAUACAUUUUUUUAGGGUUUACAAAUUCCUGAUAGGGGCAUUAUUACAUUUGAUAGAAUGUAAACUAGUCUAGAUGGGACAUUAUUCUGGUAUAAUUGAGGAAAAAUAUAUAAUUAAACUCCUGUCUUCAUCACAUCCAGCUUUUUGGGGGUGCCAUCAUUAAGUUUAAUUUAUAGUAAAAAGUCUUUAUUUUGUGUCCCACAAGCUGUGACAAAAUCUUCUGGGGAAGGAUCAUUUUCAUAUGCAGCCACUUUUUAAUAACCUGCCAGAAUACCUUAGAGAUAAAGGAACAUAUGACAAGAUCAGGAGUAAUUUGAAAACGUAUCUAUUUACUUCUUUGUAAGAUCUCACAAUUAUGAACCCAGUGCACCAUUUCCAAUGCUUCUGUAUUCUAUUCUGUAAAGCACAUAGAGUCAUGUAAUUAUGCCUAUGUGUUAUGCGCUAUACAUGAACGUUAAAUUAUUGUCAUUGUUAUAUUUUCCCAUACAUGUUUAUGCACAAGUUAAAAUCAAACACUACAUUAAGAUGUAUGUAGAAUAUCUGACGAAUUACAACUCAUGUCUUCAUCACAUC
Molecule: messenger RNA, 2819 nt
Organism: Strongylocentrotus purpuratus (purple sea urchin)
Lineage: Eukaryota; Metazoa; Echinodermata; Echinoidea; Camarodonta; Strongylocentrotidae
Product: cytochrome P450 2J6
Exons: 7
Coding region: 56-1666 (536 amino acids)
Molecular function (GO): iron ion binding; oxidoreductase activity, acting on paired donors, with incorporation or reduction of molecular oxygen; monooxygenase activity
Source: RefSeq, a predicted model, not a curated record